Fusarium subglutinans is the source of this 267-nucleotide messenger RNA. RefSeq lists its product as uncharacterized. Bases 1 to 267 code for a protein of 88 amino acids. The transcript is spliced from 2 exons. Lineage: Eukaryota; Fungi; Ascomycota; Sordariomycetes; Hypocreales; Nectriaceae. The record is from RefSeq and is a predicted model, not a curated record.
AUGGUUUCCCAGAAUCCACAAACUUCAACCAACAGCACAGAGGAGCGGAAGCCGGCCAAAUGUUGCGGCUUGAUGCUGGCGCCGUACAUCUACGAUACCGAUUCUGUCCAGGAGCAUCUCCUGUGCAGAGCCGAAGCCAACAACACUGCGCCAGAAUCAGCCAAAAACAUGUCUGAAACUGGGGAACAGGAAAACCAUGACGAUCUUGGGGUUCAAGAUCUGGAUGCCAUGAUGCAGGAACCUUCUUCCCUGAAAAGUCGACUUUGA